AUGCUAGUUUCAUCAGAAACCAUGCAGCCCCUUCAAUUUUCAAACAAGACACACAACAACAAAUUGUACAUACCUUCCCUUGGCCUCACUCUUGUGCUGCUGAUCUCCUUGGCCUCUCCCGCAAGUUCCUACACGGAGCAGGAGAAGACCUCCCUUCUCCAGUUCCUCACCGAGCUCUCAUGGAACGGUGGUCUUGCCGCCUCAUGGUGGAACAACACGAAUUGCUGCAAGUGGGAAGGGAUCACCUGCAGGCAAGAUAGGAUGGUUGCCAAAGUCAUGCUUGCUUCAAAAGGCCUAGAGGGGCACAUCUUGGAGUGCCUUGGAAACCUCACCAGGCUGCAGUAUCUUAACCUCUCUCACAACUCGCUGUCUGGUGGUCUGCCGCUGGAAUUGGUGUCGUCCAGCAGCAUCACCGUCCUUGAUGUCAGCUUUAACCAGCUUAAUGGAACACUCCACGAGUUGCCAUCUUCAACCCCUGCUCAACCCCUACAGGUACUGAACAUCUCAAGCAACCUAUUUGCAGGACAGUUUCCAUCCACCACAUGGAAAGCAAUGGAGAAUCUGAUAGCACUCAACGCAAGUAAUAACAGCUUUACAGGGCAGAUACCAACUCAUUUCUGUAGCAGUUCACCAUCCCUCGCUGUGCUAAAUCUGUGUUUCAAAAAAUUCAGUGGCAACAUCCCGCAGAAACUUGGUAAUUGCUCCAAGCUGAGAGAGCUCAGGGCCGGCUACAACAAUCUCAGUGGAACACUUCCAGAUGAACUCUUCAAUACUGCCACACUAGAGCACCUGUCUUUUCGUAACAAUGAUUUACAUGGAGCUAUUGAUAGUACACGCAUAACCAACCUCAAAAAUCUUGUAACUCUUGAUCUUGGAGGGAACAGAUUCGGUGGAAAGAUUCCAGAUUCGAUAGGCCAGCUCAAGAAGUUGGAGGAGUUCCAUUUGGACAACAACAAAUUCUCAGGGGAGUUGCCAUCAGCUCUAAGCAACUACACGAAUCUCGUAGCAAUUGAUCUCAAGAAAAACAAUUUCAGUGGACAGCUCGCCAAGGUCAAUUUCUCCAACCUGCCAAAUCUAAAGACAUUAGAUGUUUACUUCAACAGCUUCACCGGCACAGUUCCAGAAAGCAUAUACUCUUGCAGCAAUCUGACUGCACUGCGGGUAUCUACCAACAAAUUAACAGGGCAACUUUCACCAAGAUUAAUUGAUCUGAAGUACCUCACCUUCCUAUCACUUACCACAAACUCCUUCAUAAAUAUUGCAAAUGCACUUCACAUCCUUUAGAGCUGCAGGAACCUUACCACUCUACUUAUCGGCAGUAACUUCAAGGGAGAGCUCAUGCCAGAUGACAACACAAUUGAUGGUUUCGAGAAUCUUCACGUUUUGGACAUCGGAAGUUGUAAAUCAUUUGGAGGAAUACCUCUUUGGAUAUCAAAUCUUCAAAAACUAGAGGUUUCUUGCACAGAGAAAGAGAAGGGGUCCCUCCUGCAGUUCCUCAGUGGUCUGUCGUCGGACGGUGGCCUCACCGCGUCCUGGAAGCAGAACGGCGCAGACUGCUGCGAAUGGGAAGGGGUCACCUGUGGCGAGGAUGGGGCAGUCACAGAUGUCUCAUUGGCUUUGAAGGGCCUUGAGGGGCGCAUAACACCGUCCCUCGGUAACCUUGCUGGCCUUCUGCGCCUCAACCUGUCCCACAAUUCGCUGUCGGGUGGCCUGCCACUGGAACUGGUGUCGUCCGGUAGCAUCAUCGUCCUUGAUGUCAGCUUCAACCGCCUCAGAGGAGACAUGCAAGAGCUGCCAUCUUCAACCCCAUCACGACCUCUUCAGGUACUGAACAUCUCAAGCAACUUGUUCACAGGACGGUUUCCAUCAUCCACCACCUGGGAGGUGAUGGACGAUCUGGUUGUGCUCAACGCUAGCAAUAACAGCUUCACUGGGCAAAUACCGGAUAAUUUCUGCAGCAGCUCGUCAUUGUUAGCUGUAGUUGAGCUCUGUUACAACCAAUUUACAGGUGUCAUCCCUCCUGGACUUGGUAACUGCUCCAUGCUCAGAGUGCUCAAGGCUGGACACAACAACCUCCGCGGGACUCUCCCAAAUGAACUCUUUGAUGCUUCCUUACUGGAAUACCUCUCACUUCCUAGCAAUGUUCUGGAUGGAGUGCUCGACGGUGCUCAGAUAAUCAAGCUCAGCAAUCUGGUUACGCUAGACCUUGGAAGGAAUAAUUUCAGCGGCAAGAUUCCGGAUUCCAUAGGUGAGCUCGAGAGCCUAGAAGAGUUGCAUUUGGACUACAACAACAUGUCAGGGGAGCUGCCGUCAGCCCUGAGUAACUGCACAAAUCUGAUAACAAUUAACUUCAAGAGCAACAACCUCAGUGGAGAACUUAGCAAGGUCAACUUCUCCACCCUGCCUAGGCUGAAAACUCUAGAUAUUCUGUACAACAACUUUAAUGGCAGAGUUCCAGAAAGUUUGUAUACCUGCAGCAAUCUGGCUGCAUUGCGGCUAUCUGGCAACAACUUACAUGGGCAGCUCUCACCAAGAAUAGGUGAUCUGAAGCACCUCACCUUCCUUUCACUUGCUAUGAACUCUUUCACAAACAUCACAAAUGCACUUCACAUUCUUCAGAGGUGCACCAACCUUACCACCCUACUUAUGGGAAGCAGCUUCAGGGGCGAAUUAAUGCCAGAGGAUGGCUUCAUUGAUGGUUUUGAGAAUCUCCAGGUUCUUUCCUUAAAUGAUUGCUCGUUCCUAGGUAAAAUACCUCUUUGGAUAUCCAAGCUAGCAAAACUAGAGAUGUUGAUACUAUCAGGAAAUCAACUCACCGGAUCAACACCAGCCUGGAUCGAAGGCCUAAAGCACCUCUUCUAUCUAGACAUAUCAAACAACAGCCUCACUGGAGAAAUUCCAAGAAGCCUGAUGGAUAUGCAAAUGUUGCAGUCAGAGAAGACUAAAGCCCGUUUAGACCCAAGGAUCUUCGAACUACCAGUUUAUAGGGGUCCAUCACUUCAGUACCGCAUACCCAUUGCUUUCGCCAAAGUGCUGGAUCUAAGCAACAAUAAAUUAACUGGUGAGAUCCCUUCGGAGAUCGGCCAGCUGAAAUCCCUUCUUUCCCUCAAUUUGAGCUUCAAUGCCCUAACAGGACAGAUCCCAAUAUCUGUAUGCAAUCUCACAAACCUGCAGGUACUAGACUUCUCUAGCAACAAUCUCAUUGGUGCAAUCCCAGAUGCAUUGAACAGACUGAACUUCCUUUCAGCAUUCAACAUUUCUUACAAUGACCUAGAAGGUCCUAUCCCAUCCGGAGGUCAGUUUAACACAUUCCAAAAUUCUAGCUUCGAUGGGAAUCCAAAGCUCUGUGGCUCUAUGCUCACUCACAAAUGUGGUCCAGCUUCAACACGUCCACCCACCGCUAUGGCAACCAAACAAACUGACUACAAGGCCGCCUUCGCGAUUGCCUUCAGCACGUUCUUUGGUGUAGGGGUGUUGUAUGAUCAGCUAGUAUUAUCAAGGUUUUUUGGCUAGGACCAUCCAGUUUCCAUAUCAGUAUAUCUCUACUUCUUUGAGAUUAGGCUGCUAUCCAGUUCAGCAAAAUGUCCAUCGAUCAAGCUUCCAGAAGGUUCGAGUCAUAACUAAAGUUACAAAAGUAUUCUAGUGUGAAGCGUGAUUCCAUCUCGUGGAGAUUCACAAGUAUAUAACAAUGUAAGAUUGUUGGCUGAAGCUUUCUGUACUAGUAACCCAUCCCAUAUUGUUGAUGUUCCCUGUAUUUCCUUCUUCUUUCAGGAAAACGAAUUCUGUACUGAAACUUCAAUUUUUCACAGUUUACUUUGCUUCAUGCGAAAUCAGUAUACUACCACACUAAACGAGAUGAACUGAUUGUAGUAUGGUGCAUACGACGAGUC
Molecule: messenger RNA, 3890 nt
Organism: Triticum urartu
Lineage: Eukaryota; Viridiplantae; Streptophyta; Magnoliopsida; Poales; Poaceae
Product: receptor-like protein 2
Molecular function (GO): protein binding
Source: RefSeq, a predicted model, not a curated record